Momordica charantia (bitter melon) is the source of this 1196-nucleotide messenger RNA. It is a transcript of the gene MUB1, whose product is annotated as membrane-anchored ubiquitin-fold protein 1 precursor. Gene Ontology annotation, molecular function: protein binding. The record is from RefSeq and is a predicted model, not a curated record. NCBI's taxonomy places the organism in Eukaryota, Viridiplantae, Streptophyta, Magnoliopsida, Cucurbitales, Cucurbitaceae.
AAAUCACUUUUAAGAAUGGAGGCAUUGACCCCAGAUUUAGAAGACUUUGAAAACUCCGGAGGUGCCUCGUCUCUGAGUUCUUCUUUGAUCUCUUCAACUGGUUUUUGUAUUAUUAUUGUGAGAGCAUCGGUUUUCUCUUCAGUUCGAAUCUCUGAAUCGAGGUUUGUGGAAAGAGAGAACUACCCAGAUCAAUCUUUUCCAGCCAAGUUCGUAUCGGUUAAGACUUACCCUCGUGAGAAUCUGAGCAAAAAUUUAUUUGCUCAUUAACGGAAUUCGAGUACUCUGGUGGGGCUUUGAUUUCUUCUAUAGGAAACCCAAUUUACCUGUGAUUGAUUGAAGGCACGAGUUAAUAUGGCUGGAGUGGGAGAUCAAUUAGAGAUCAAGUUUCGAUUGAACGAUGGAUCUGAUAUCGGUCCUAAAACCUUCCCGGCUGCCACAAGCAUCGCAACCUUGAAAGAAAGCAUUCUUGCACAAUGGCCAAGAGAAAAGGAGAAUGGUCCAAGAACAGUUAAGGACGUCAAGUUAAUAAGUGCAGGAAAAAUCUUAGAGAAUAACAGAACACUUAAUGAUUGCAGAAGCCCAUUAUAUGACAUUCCUGGAAGUGUGACAACCAUGCAUGUUGUAAUCCAACCACCAAGUUUGGAGAAAGAAAAGAAAGCUGGAGAUCAGUCAACACAAAACAAGUGUGUUUGUGUUAUACUAUAAACCGAACUCAUGGAAGUUCUCGACGCCAUUUUUGAGUGCAUAAAGAUAGCAAAAAUUUCCUUUAAAGUUCUGAUGCCAAUAACAGCCCCCGGAAUCGGUUGAAGAAGUUUAUUCUGGAGCUUUUGUUAUUGUUUUCACAGUAGUAAAAGUAAAAAAGAGAAGAAACAGACAGAGGUAGCAGCAAAGAUGGCGAAGACGAUGGGUAAAUUAUCGACACACGCCAGUCGUAGAUCCAUAGCAGUUGAAUGUCUGGUGGUGUAUUAUGAAGAGUUUUUGCCUUUUUCAUGAUCCAUUGUUUAGCUUCAUUUGUUGUUUUAGAUUGAUUUUGUGCAACUCUCUGCUAUCUCAAAAUGUUUGUGGUGAAAGAUUUAUAUACUUGAAGUUGCAGUUAGGCUUUUACUUCAUCUCCAAACUGUAUCUCCAUAUGGGUUUCAGGCCCCAACUUCAUGAUACUUCCCCUUCCAAAACAAGGAAUGAUAAUAUUUCUUUCA